CAGUUUACUUUGAGCAGUGAGUGAGUUUGGUCUGGUUUUUCGUCAUUCGUCGGAAGCGCGUCUAUAUUUUCUGGUCAGGUCUAACGACACCCUUUUGUGCCCUUUUCUCCUGCCGAAGGAUAUACCGUUUGUUGGUUGGGAGACCGAAAUAUUUCCGUUUUCAAAUCUGAAAGUGUAGCAAAUUAUUGUGCAGUGUUUUUGAAAAAUUGUUUAUUCCACGUGUUUGGCCCAAAUUUUGUGUUUUUGUUUAUCGAAAGGAAGAGAAGAUCCCCUCUGUGAAAGGUUUCUAAUUUGCCUUUUUUAAUCAUAAAAAAGAUAAAGUGAAAAGUACAGCGCAACAGCGAUUGAAGGCAAAGAAAUUGUGCGUGCUACAGUGUGAACGUGUGUGACACAAAUACCGCAGAUCACCGCCGGGGUCUUCCGGAGUAGCGGCUGCGUCUCACCGCGGGAGGCACAAGGUUGGAUUGUUAUUCGAUCCGCAAACGUUAGAAUAUUAGCUGCUGCAACGGAAUAGCGAAGGUGUUUUGGAACGCAAAAGUCGAUCCUGGGCGAUCCGAGAAAAGACCGGCACCGGUGUAAUUCAGCGAAAUAUUGAUAUUUUUUUGCAAAUUUGAAUAAGAGCUUGUGAGUUGGUGACGGUUUUGUGACGAGGCAGUACGAGCUGGAGUUUUCCUCGCCCAUUGCAGCAGAAGCAGCAGCAACAAAAUAAAGAUAACAAAAAUGGCUUCCAUCCGAGGUGGCGGUGCAAAAACUCUAUCGGCAGAAGAACGGGCCGAGAUGAGGGAAAAAUUUGAAGAAAUCGAUACCAACAAAGACGGUCUGAUUGAGUUGAAAGAGCUGAAAGAUGCCCUGGAUCAGGUUGGUUUCAAACUGCCCGGUUACCAGGUCCGGUUGAUGAUUGACGAGUAUAGCAACAAGCAACGAUCACAGCACGUCGGUAAGCUGUCCUACGAUGAGUUCGAAACGCUCUGCAUGGACCUCAAAGCGAAGGACGUCGCCAGUACCUUCAAAGCGGUUGUCUCGAAAAAGGAAAAUCUGGAAACGCUGGGUGGCAUGUCAGAUUCAUCAGCCGCCGGUACGACACAUUCGGUACGCGUGGAGGAACAGUUAGCCUUCAGCGAUUGGAUCAAUUCCAAUCUAGGCUACGAUCUCGACUUGAAACAUCUGCUACCGCUGGAUCCGGAAGGAAAACAGUUGUAUGACAAAAUUAAGGAUGGCAUUUUGCUGUGCAAAAUCAUCAACCACUCCUGUCCGGACACGAUCGAUGAGCGAGCGAUCAACAAGAAAAACCUCACCGUUUACACCAAGUUCGAGAACUUGACACUGGCUCUGGUAUCCUCGCAGGCCAUCGGUUGUAACAUCGUCAAUAUCGACGCUCAUGAUUUGGCCAAGGGUAAACCCCAUCUUGUGUUGGGACUGCUGUGGCAGAUUAUCCGAAUCGGUUUGUUCAGCCAUAUCACCCUCGACAGUUGCCCGGGACUGGCCACACUACUCUCCGAUGGCGAACGUUUGGAGGAUUUGAUGAAACUGUCGCCGGAGGCAAUCCUGCUGCGGUGGGUCAAUCAUCAUCUGGAGCGAGCUGGAAUCGCCCGGCGCUGUACUAACUUCCAGAGUGACAUCUCCGAUUCCGAGGUGUAUACUUAUCUGUUGAGCCAGAUUGCACCCAAGGAUGCCGGUGUCACGGUGGAAGCCCUUAGGGAACCAAAUGCCAUCAACCGAGCAGAAGUCAUGCUCCAGCAGGCAGCCAAGUUGAACUGCCGCUCAUUCGUUACCCCGCAGGACGUCGUCAAUGGGGUGUACAAGCUCAAUUUAGCCUUCGUGGCGAAUCUUUUUAACAAUCAUCCGGGGCUGGACCAGCCGGAUGAAAUUGAAGGCCUCGAAGCGAUCGAGGAGACGCGCGAAGAAAAGACCUAUCGCAACUGGAUGAAUUCGAUGGGUGUGAAACCACACGUCAACUGGCUUUACUCCGAUCUUGCUGACGGGAUCAUCAUCUUUCAGCUGUUCGACAUUAUCCAACCCGGCAUUGUCAACUGGAAGAAAGUGCACCAAAAGUUCACCCCACUGCGCAAGUUUAUGGAGAAGUUGGAAAACUGCAACUACGCGGUCGAGCUGGGCAAGCAGCUCAAAUUUUCCCUGGUUGGUAUCGCCGGGCAGGAUCUGAGCGAUGGUAAUGCCACACUGACACUCGCCCUCAUCUGGCAGCUGAUGCGUGCAUACACACUCUCCAUCCUGUCACGGUUGGCCAACACCGGCAAUCCGAUCAUCGAGAGGGAAAUCGUCCAGUGGGUUAACUCGAAACUGCAGAGUGCCGGCAAGAGUACGAGCUUGAGGAAUUUCCAGGAUUCGAGCAUUUCCGAUGGAAAGGUCGUUAUCGACUUGAUCGAUACCAUCAAGCCGGGCAGUAUUAACUACGACAAUGUGAAAGCGGGUGGUAAUGCGGAGGAAAAUUUAGCGAACGCCAAAUACGCGGUCUCGAUGGCCCGCAAGAUCGGUGCCCGCGUGUACGCCCUACCGGAGGACAUUGCCGAGGUAAAGCCGAAGAUGAUUAUGACCGUGUUUGCGUGUCUGAUGGCCAUGGACUACGUGCCUAACAUGGACAGUGUGAAAAACAACGGCACUUCUGCCCCUGUGGUAGUAGCAACCGCGGCCGCCCCGGAACAACCGACCAUUAAGGUGUCUUCUCCCGUACAGGUAGAAGUAGUGGAGAACACGGCGGCGGUACCAGUGGUUAUCACUAACGGCGGUACUGCUACCAAUGGGAAUGGAGUAGUCGAUGAGGAAGGAGCAGAAUUGGUGGACGAGUUUGCCUAUUGAAGCCCCGGAGGCGGAUAGCGGGUAGGGCAUUCGACCGGGUCCGCGGUGAGCUUAGUCAGAAUGGGAGCGAGUAGUUAGGCAGAUAGAAUGAUUAUCUUUGUUUUUUUAGAUGGGAUAUAUUUUCUGUGACAUGUUUUUUUUCGUUUCAUUGAUGUUUCGCUGCAGCGUUGGAAAAAACACUGGUUUUCUUGUGAAGAACAUUUAUUCUGUAGCUGGUGUGAAACUGUGUAGGAAAGGAAAACAACAAUACAAGUUUUCCUUAAAAAGUAAUCUUUUCUUGUCGUGUAUUUAUAAUCUGUAAUAGGUUAGCGUGUACCAUAUUAUUUUAUAUAAUUUAGAGUAUUAGGCGAUUAAAGGUUCAACAAAUCACGGUUGAAUAGAUCAACAAAGUAACAAAAAUAUAUUAUUCGACAAACGUUCAAAGAGGAAAUUCGUUAUUUUGCUUAUAAUUUUGUCAUACUUCGGAUAAAAAAAUUGUUAUUUUUUUUUUGCUAAACUCAUUUAAAUCACUUAAAUUAUUAGGCAAGAGUGUGCCAAAUUGAAUUGUAUUUCUAUCUCUCUGUUUCGAGUGGUUCUUGAAAAGGACAAAUUAGUGUGAGUGUGAAUGCUUUGGAUGGAAGAAUGUGAGUAUAUUAUUUUCAACUUUGUACACUUGUUAUGAUUACCAGCAUUAAAUUUAAACUAACAUUAAAAUAUCUCAAAAUUAUUCAAAGGAAUUGGCGUUCAUAGUGUAAAACGUGAGAGCGUUGCAUCUAUGCAACGUACGUAUUCAUAAAUUAUAGAUGUUUCGGUUGCCAGGAUAAUACCUAAUCACGUUCGCGUAAAAUGAGUUAAAAGAAGGUUUCAAUCUUCGAUUGAUGUAUUUCUGUGUAUAGUAAUAUAAUUUCAUGGGUUAACCCGGGAAGAAGUAAAUUAAACAAAACUAAGCUAGCACACCCUACCACAUCUAACCAGCACUAAGCAAACGUAGAUGAUAGAAAUGAGAGGAAAAGUUUCGCUAAAGUGUUUAACAGACAUAACGAUGAAGCAUCGAUGCGUAUACCGCCGUAUCCAUGAGACGCAGUUAAAGAACAAACAAUAGCAUUUUUGAGUAAUAUUUUAAUCGACCGAAUCCAUUGCCUAUACCAAUGGGGCACAGUUGUCGUUGUCGAGGCAGAACAGAGCGAAACAGAUUUGUUUUCAUUCGCGUGGAAUUGACCGGGUAACAGUUACCCUAGAGGGCGGAGUAAAAAAAGAAAAUAAAAUAAAGACAGCCAGCAAUGUUCGAACCGUCGAUUACGUCAACGAUUUGCGUACAUUCAAGAAUCACACCAAGGUAACAUUUUUUACAAGACAUGCAUAACCAGGAUCGUGUAGUAACAUUACUAUCAUAGUAGUUAAGUGAAAUGCAGUGCGCGCAGCGGCAUGUUCGUCGCGUAAAUAAUAAUAAAAUCGAUGAUUUUGUUUAUGGCUUACUCGUAAUUACUGAACAGUUGGUACUAAUAUCGGCGAGUCGAAUCACGAAUUCAAAUGCCUAUGAGCGAUAAUAAAAAAAAGGUAAAAAAUUA
Topomyia yanbarensis is the source of this 4361-nucleotide messenger RNA. RefSeq names its product plastin-1 (gene Fim). NCBI's taxonomy places the organism in Eukaryota, Metazoa, Arthropoda, Insecta, Diptera, Culicidae. Bases 721 to 2814 code for a protein of 697 amino acids. The record is from RefSeq and is a predicted model, not a curated record. Gene Ontology annotation, molecular function: actin filament binding; calcium ion binding. The transcript is spliced from 6 exons. Gene Ontology annotation, biological process: actin filament bundle assembly; actin filament network formation. Gene Ontology annotation, cellular component: actin filament; cytoplasm; actin filament bundle.